Pseudogymnoascus destructans is the source of this 3069-nucleotide messenger RNA. RefSeq lists its product as uncharacterized. The transcript has 3 exons. The coding region runs from base 128 to 2929 and encodes 933 amino acids. Gene Ontology annotation, molecular function: ATP binding; ATP-dependent peptidase activity; serine-type endopeptidase activity. The record is from RefSeq and is a predicted model, not a curated record. Gene Ontology annotation, biological process: protein catabolic process; protein quality control for misfolded or incompletely synthesized proteins; protein targeting to peroxisome. Lineage: Eukaryota; Fungi; Ascomycota; Leotiomycetes; Thelebolales; Thelebolaceae. Gene Ontology annotation, cellular component: peroxisomal matrix.
CAGAACGAUAGAACGUCUUGGAACACUACGAAUUUGCCCAUAUCUAUAACACAUACGCUUUAAUUUCGAAUUGCAUCUAAUACCUCAACUAUACGAACCGCCGUCUCUAUUGCCACCAACUCCAGUCAUGGCUCCAGCGAGAGCCCAGAAGGUGCCAGUAAUCCCCCUCGCAGCCGACACCGUCCUACUCCCUGGCAACGGCCUCCGGAUUCCAUUCGCCGCAUCUCGACCCGAUAUACCAGCUUUGCUGUCGCAAGUCUAUACACGGGCUUCGGGGAAACCGGCCUCGCAGCGCUACCAUAAUGCACACGUCAUCUGCGUACCGAUGAACUCGCCACUGCUCAGCAGCAACGGCCAGAAGCUGCUCACGGAGAAUGAAUUGAAGGAUAAGGAUGGCAAAGCGAGCAAAUACAAAAUUCCGGAUCCAGCAAAUGCGGGGAAGGAUGAUCUAUUUACCUGGGGCACCGCAGCGAAGAUCUCGGGUGUCGAGGGAAGGGGAACAGGGGAGUUUUCCUUGAUUGUAGAAGGCGUGAGCAGGGUGAGGGUGCUCAGGGUUACCCAGGAACGGCCGUUUUUUGAGGCAGAAGUUCAGUAUGAGACUGAUGUCGCGCCAUCGCCAAAGGAUACGGAAGUUCAAGCCAUGUUCGGAACAUUGAAAACCCUUUCAAGAGAACUAUUAGCACUGCUGCGACUCACAUCUCUCCUUCCGCGACUAUCAGGGCAAUCAAGCCUCACGCCUAUGCUAGCACGACGGAUAGAAACGUUUAUUGCGAAGAAGGAUAUAUCAGAAGCUGGGUCACUUGCAGACUUUGUCUCGAAUCUCGUGGAGGCAACUCUUGAGGAGAAGUUACAGAUUUUAGCCGCGAUUGACGUUAGGACACGUCUUGAGAGGGCCAUAGAGCUGCUGAACAAGCAGGUUGCGGCUAUUAAGGGAAACAUCAAAAUUACGUCAAUGACCCCGUCCACUGUACCUAUGAACGGAGAAAUCGAUCUUCUAAACAAACAGAAGUACCUGCCACGACUGAACCGGAUCGCUCCUAUGCCAGGAAUUCCGGGGUCAGGGCAAGGCCCGCCACAGGACGACCAAGAGCCGAACGAGGUCGACGAGCUAGAGCAGAAAAUCGAGGCGGCACGUCUUACACCGGAGGCCGCAAAGGUUGCCGGCCGAGAAUUGAAGAGGCUAAAGAAAAUGCCACAGCAACAGGCAGAGUAUAAUGUCAUAAGGACCUACCUCGAGAACCUGGCUGAAAUCCCUUGGUCUGUGGUGACGGAGGAUAAGCUAGGUGCUGACACACUGAAGCGAGCGCGGAAGCAGCUGGACGAUGACCAUUAUGGACUCGAUAAAGUGAAGAAGCGCCUGCUUGAAUACCUUGCAGUUCUAAGGCUCAAGCAAUCAAUCAAUGAUGGCGUAGAAGCGCAGAUCAAGACUGCUGAGGCCGAGGCCACCGAACUGGCAAAAUCGACUGAGAAGCCAGAUGAUGCUGCCGAUGCCGAGCCAAAGAAGGACGCUCCAGCUGUUGACAGCGCAAAAAUUCAGAUCCUGAAGAGCAAGAGGAUGAUCGACAAAUCACCCAUCCUACUUCUCGCUGGCCCGCCAGGUGUCGGCAAAACCUCGCUCGCCAAGUCAAUUGCAACUGCGCUCGGAAGGAAAUUCCAUCGCAUUUCGCUCGGUGGCGUUAGAGAUGAAGCUGAGAUCCGCGGACACAGGCGCACAUAUGUCGCAUCGAUGCCCGGGCUGAUCGUUAGCGGCUUGAAGAAAGUGGGUGUUGCGAACCCGGUCAUCCUCCUCGACGAGAUCGACAAAGUCGGCACGUCCAACUUCCACGGCGAUCCCAGCGCUGCCAUGCUCGAGGUCCUCGACCCAGAGCAGAACCACUCCUUCACUGACCACUACGUAAACAUCCCCAUCGACCUUUCCAAAGUCCUCUUCAUCGCCACCGCGAACGACCUCUCCACCAUCCCUGCUCCCCUCCUGGACCGUAUGGAGACCAUCCAGCUGCCUGGCUACACCACUCUGGAGAAGCGUCACAUUGCCUCUCAGCACCUCAUCCCUAAACAAAUCCGCACCAACGGGCUUGAUCUCACCAACGUAAUCUUCCCCGACGAAGUCACCAGCAAGAUCAUCGAGUCCUACACCCGCGAAGCCGGCGUCCGCAACCUCGAGCGCGAGCUCGGCGCCGUCUGCCGCGCAAAAGCCGUCGCAUACUCCGACGCCCUCGACUCCUCGGCCCUCACAUCCUACGAACCCGUCCUCACCCUCGCAGAAAUCGAAGAGAUCCUCGGCACCGAGAAAUUCGACGAGGAACUCGCCGAGACAUUCGCUCGCCCCGGAAUCGUCACCGGUCUCGUCGCCUACGCCUCCGGCGGCAACGGCUCCAUCCUUUUUAUCGAGGUCGCCGACAUGCCUGGCUCUGGCUCGGUCCAGCUCACCGGUACCCUCGGCGCCGUGCUCAAGGAGUCUGUCGAGGUCGCGCUGUCGUGGGUGAAGGCACAUGCUGCGGACCUCGGGCUCGCCCAACCGGGAGAGAAUAUCAUGAAGUCCCGUAGCAUCCACGUCCACUGUCCUGGUGGUGCGGUGCCUAAGGAUGGCCCCAGCGCAGGCAUGGCUCAUGCGGUGGCGUUGGUGAGCUUGUUCUCGGAUCGCGCGGUGCCGCCGAGCGUGGCGAUGACGGGAGAGCUGUCACUCAGGGGGCGUGUGCACCCUGUCGGCGGGAUCAAGGAGAAGCUGAUCGGCGCGCUCCGGGCGGGUGUCAAGAAAGUGAUACUGCCGGAGGGGAACAGGAAGGAUGCGAGGGACCUACCGGACGAGGUGAAGCAAGGACUAGAGAUUGUGCAUGUUAGGCAUAUUUGGGAGACUAUUCGUCUCAUCUGGCCGGAGACCGAAUGGCGCGGCCUUGCGGAGUUUGCGCACGUCGAGGCGAGGAUCUAGAUGUUUGGAAAUCCCAUUACCAUCCUGUCGCCUUGGAGUAAGCACCACGAUUUGGAUUAGAUCUAGCGAAGACGGGUUGGUCCAUAGCGUUGAUACUAUAUUGUAAAUACACGUAGCACAUAUAAUCUACCCUCUCCCCA